UCAAAGUCCUACACCGGGGAAAGCUCUUUUUUGAGCUCUCACCAUGUGUCAAAUUUACCAUGGGACUGUCAGGAAUUUCAUACUUUGCUUCCAAAACAGCUAGAGAGCAGAAGGAGAGGAGAGAUUGAGACUCUGUGUGUGUGUGUGUGUGUGGGUCUGAACCAAACCAAAAGGACACCUCUUUUUUUUCUGCUUCUUUUUUUUUUGGAGUCUUUUCACCCAGGUUUUCAUUCAGCUGGAGUGGCGUGUGUAAGAUGUUUGGGGGUUAUGGUUGCAUGGUGUGGUGCAGCGAUCGAGGAAAUACCUAAGAGGAGAGGCCUGUGGACACUGAGAUAGGAUUAUGUGCUGGAGGACGAUAGCACUCAAUUUUGGAUUCUGGUUGUGGAUGGUGAGUAUGGACCCCCUACGAGCUUCAGGCCCGGCCGAGGAGGCUUUAUGUUGGGGUGGACGAGCCUGGGCUGCUGGAAACUUCAGCUGUGUGGAACCUGAGCCAUAUCUAUUACUCGGAAUCGGAAAUAGCAUUCAGAGAAUGAACCUCGACGGAGGGGACCGGAGAAGAAUCAUUUCCAGGGUGGGAAGGUCCAUAUUGUUGGACCUUCACUUAAGCGAGUGGACGAUGUUUUGGGCGGACACCCAAAAGGGACAAGUCAGCAGAGCAGGACUGGAUGGAACAAGAAGACAGAAGCUUCUGUCCUCAGUGAAGGGAAUCACUGGUCUGGCUGUGGACUGGAUUGAAAACUCAGUCCUCUGGAGCAAUGCAGAUGAAGGAACAAUACAGAGAAUGGACACAGAUGGCAGGAACGACAGGGUUGUCUUGAGAAAUCUGUCUCAGCCCAGAGGUGUUGUUGUUGAUCCAAAUGAAAGAUAUAUUUUCUGGUUGUCAGAUGGGAAGACUCCCAGCAUCCAGCGAUCAGACAUGACAGGCGAAAAGAUGAGCACAGUGCUGAAGGUAGCGGUCAGACUCAAGGUUCUGGCUGUUGACCACCGGGACAGGAGACUUUUCUGGGUUCAGCAAGGCCAAGGAGAACACACUGCGAUGGGCUCCUGCAACUAUGAUGGAAACAUUAUCAACGUCUUUAAUCAGCAAUUCAGAUCUCAAUCUCCAAGAAUGACGAUUUUUUUGGAUUAUGUGUAUCUGUCGGACUCAAUGUCAAAAACUAUAACGCGAGUGAACAAGCACACAGGGGGUCGACAGGAAAAUGUCAGUUCUGAAAGGAUGCCACAAGCCCCUGCUGAUGUUAAAGUGGUACAUCCCAUCAAUCAGCCAGUAUCAGUAAUCAGCCAGUGGACUUCAACUCCUUUUACUCCAGGCUGCAGUCGACACACAGGAGAGUGUGUGAAAGUGUGCUCCAGUCACACUGACACUGGUCUCUGCCGCUGCAAGGAUGGUUUUGCCCUCAGUAAACAUGGAAACAUCUGUGAAGAUAUCAAUGAAUGUUCCCUAUGGAAUCACGGCUGCUCUCUGGGAUGCGAGAACGUUCCGGGCUCUUACUUCUGCACCUGUCCUGAGGGUUACCUGUUACUGCCCGAUUUAAAGACCUGCCAAGAGAACAAGCCUUGUAUGGGGAAAGCUGUGGAUUGUGAUCAUGCAUGUGUUCACACAGCACAAGGAGAUAUGUGUGUAUGUCCUGAAGGAUCCCUACUCAAUCCUGAUGGCCAAUCUUGUACAGGCUGUUUGUCUGCAGAUCGUGGUGGCUGCAGUCAGAUGUGUGUGACUUUAUAUCCAGGCCGGUGGGUUUGUGAAUGCCAGCCUGGAUACCAAAUACAGCCUGAUGUAAAACACUGCGCUGCCACUGGACCUCCAGCGGACCUGCUGUUUGCCAAUAUAGUGGAUUUAAGGAAGAUUAACACGGAUGGCAAACUGAUCAGAAAACUGCUAGAAGAACCAGGAGGCAAUUUUACAGGAGUGGACUAUGAUCCAGUGCAGAACAAGAUAUAUUUUGCAGAUAAAGGCCUGAAGCACAUUGAGAGAGCUUCAAUGGAUGGAGAAUUUAGAGAGCUGCUCUUCUCCACUGGACUGGACUCUCCUGAGGCUCUGGCUGUAGACUGGAUUCACCGCAAACUUUACUGGACUGAUAGUGGGUGAGGCACACACACAUACGCAUACACACACUUCCUCAAAACUGUAACUUACUUCCAGAGCGAAUUCAACAUUUUGUGUUUCAGAUUGUUCUUAAUUUCCCGCAGCAGCUUAAAUGGUUUCGACAGAGAGAUCUUUAUUAAUGAAAACAUCCAGAAACCCAGAGGCAUCGCUCUUCAUCCUCAGGCACAGAAGAUAUAUUGGACAGAUAUUGGUGAUCGUCCCGCAGUGGAGCGGUCAGGUCUGGACAGAGACCAGCGUGAAACAGUGGUCAGCACCGGUCUGGUGUCUCCCAGUGGACUGGCUGUGGAUCACGGCUCUCAGCGUCUGUACUGGUGUGACCUGAGCACAAGUGUGAUUGAGACAGCCAACCUGGAUGGUUCUUAUCGCCGUAUAAUAAGCCAGAACCAAGUAGGUCGUCCAUUUGCCAUGGCAGUAUUUGAGAACGUGCUCUGGGUCAGUGACCUGGAGAAUCGUGUGAUCUUCCGGCUGGACAUGAGAUCUGGUCAAAACCCUGAGCGUUUACUUAUUGACUCCAUUCAACCAGCUGCUCUGGUUAUUGUCCAUCCUCUUGCCAAACCAGGAGCAGAUUUUUGUCUGGAUGGAAAUGGAGGGUGUGCACAAGUGUGUGAGAGCAGACUGGGACUCCCUCACUGCUCCUGUCACACCAAUCACGUUCUUUCAGCUGAUGGCAAAGGAUGCCUGAUGAUUAAUACAUCAUUCAGUGAGUCCAAUGAUGGUGAAUCAAAUGAUGGUCUGAGAAACAAAACCCUGAAUGAUGAGAGCACACCGCUGACCAUGCUUUACACAGAGAAGAUGGUUUCAGACGUUGAUGAAUGCAAAGCAGGCCUGGCAGAUUGUCGUGUUUCUGAGGCUGAAUGUGUGAACACGGCGGGUGGAUAUUUCUGUCAGUGCAAAAAAGGAUUCAGUGGAGAUGGUCAUCACUGUGUUGAUAUAGACGAGUGUCAACUAGAUUUCCAUGACUGCGAUGUAAACGCUGAGUGUUUCAAUGCAGUAGGAGAAUAUCAGUGUAGAUGCCGAUCUGGCUUCACAGGCACUGGUUUCAGUUGUCAGGCAGCAUUGAACGGCGCCUCCUUGUGGCCGAGUACUGCUAGUCCACCUGAUGUCACUUCAACAUGGCAACACAAUAAUGGCAUGCAGAGCUGCCCCUCCACACACGACUCAUACUGUCUGUAUGGCGGAGUCUGCUUCUAUUUUCCUGAGAUGGAGUCUUAUGCCUGCAACUGUGUGCUAGGUUACAUGGGGGAACGCUGUCAGUUCAGUGAUCUUGAAUGGUGGGAGUUGCAGCAGGCUGAAGAGGAGAAGAGGAGGAAUAUGGUUAUAGCCGUGUGUAUUGUGCUCCUCAUCACCAUUCUCUCCAUCGCUGCCUGCAUUACCUUCUGCUAUGGGCCAAAAAGACAUUUUGGAGGGUGUCCCUCAGAGGAUGGUGUUGGAGAAAUGAGCGCAAGUGAGGACAGUUUCACUGAGACCACAGCAGCCGCUCCAGAGGUCUAUGUGGUUUUGGACACUUCUACAUGCGCUGAUGAAAAGCUCCUUCAUGUUCAGUGUACCAGAUCAACAAUAUGCUCCUCUUGCCCUACACAAACAGAGACUGGAAAGCUACAGAGAGAUGGCUGUAGCCUGGCUUUUUCCAUCUGCUCAGUAUCCAGCGAUAUUCCCAAAAUACUGCUUACAGAGAAAACCACUGAUAAUCUAAUCUCCUUAGAGGAUGCUCAGAGUCAGAUAACAUCCCAGUGAUUCACCACAAAUAGUAUGACCCAUGAACUGCUAAUGUAAAUAUGUUCAAUAUUAAAGUCACUGUCAUUCAGUGGUACAAUACAUUACAGUACUUUUUUUUUUUACAAGAUUCCACGUUCAAGUAGAUGUAGUUAUUUGUUGCCAGAUUUUAUACAAAAGUAGGUCACAGCCUAUUUGCGGAAGUCAACGAUCCUUAAAAACCAUAGAAUAUGUUAAGACUAUUUCAUUUAAUCUAAAGAAAAUCUUGCCAUUUAAUUUCACUAUUGAGCCACGAUUAGACAUAAAAUCCAAAACCGUUUCUCCAAAACUGACGUUACACUAGCUUUGUAAAUAUUAAAGAUGCCUCGUUUUGUUUUGAGACAUUGGGUAGGAUGUUAUAUUGAAUCUUUUGUAUUAUAGUUAUGAAAAACCAUCACUGUUUUAGUAAUGGAAAACUGGCGAAGAGGAAAAUCAGACACACAUCCUGCUUUGUGAGCAGAAAAUAACAUGCACUUGGCCUAUUUUGCUUCAGGUGUUUGAGAAUAACAUUUCAGUGGCGUAUCUGGACCUGCUGACAUCAAUUCACAAAGAGACACAUUCAAUGCUGAAAUCUUACGUAUCAAAACCUUAUUAAACAGAUUUAUGUCUCGGUAUCCAAAAGAUAUAAACAGAUAUGUAAACAUGAUAUUUAAAUGGAUUAAAGUCUCCGGUUAGUGAAUGAA
Molecule: messenger RNA, 4539 nt
Organism: Danio aesculapii
Lineage: Eukaryota; Metazoa; Chordata; Actinopteri; Cypriniformes; Danionidae
Gene: egf
Product: epidermal growth factor
Molecular function (GO): calcium ion binding
Source: RefSeq, a predicted model, not a curated record